ACUAUAACGUUAAAAAUAUAACUUCAAAUUGUAUCAUAAAAAUAAAAACAUGUAAUAUAUCAUAGUAAAAUUCUUCCUCCGAAGUAGCCUACUGACCCGAUUGUCAAGUCUAUUCUAAUAGUAAUAGCUAAUAGGCAAUAGCUGGUUUGAGUCUUGGGAUAAAUACUUUCAAAUGGUCCUUAUCAAUUGCCCGGAGACCGUUCUGCCAAAGAAAUAAUAAUAAGAUAAGGACAGAGACCGUUCUCUUUUCUCUUCUUUUGCUGCUGUAGGUUUUUUAUUUUUCAAAAUUCAAAUCAAGAACCCGUGUCUGCCAGCUGCCAUUUUUCCACCCCACAAGGCCACAGCCGGUCUACGCUUACCAUCUUUUUGUUCAGACACAUCCAACGGUCCAGAUUUCAUCCCCUCCAGAAGCACACCCUACCCCUUCCCUUCCCCAACGCAAUCAUCGCCCUCCCUUCCUUUUCCCUUUUCCCCUUUUCUUCCCCCAAAAUUAGCCACUCCUCUCCUUCCUCUUAACGCCACAGUCUUCCCCUUCCUCGCGAUUCCAUUCCCAAGAAAAAAACACCCCCAACCAGGAAUCGAAAAUCCAGAUCUACAGUCAAAUCAAUCUCCUUCUUCCCCCCGAUGGCAACAUCCGCUCGCGAAGAGAACGUCUACAUGGCCAAGCUCGCCGAGCAGGCCGAGCGCUACGAGGAGAUGGUCGAGUUCAUGGAGAAGGUCUCCGCCUCCAUCGACGGCGAGGAGCUCACCGUCGAGGAGCGCAACCUCCUCUCCGUCGCCUACAAGAACGUGAUCGGCGCCCGCCGCGCCUCCUGGCGCAUCAUCUCCUCCAUCGAGCAGAAGGAGGAGAGCCGCGGCAACGAGGACCACGUCAACAUGAUCCGCGACUACAGGACCAAGAUCGAGACCGAGCUCUCCAACAUCUGCGACGGGAUCUUGAAGCUGCUCGACACCAGGCUCAUCCCUUCCGCCGCCUCCGGCGACUCCAAGGUCUUCUACCUCAAGAUGAAGGGCGAUUACCACAGGUACCUCGCCGAGUUCAAGACCGGCGCCGAGAGGAAGGAGGCCGCCGAAAGCACUCUCACUGCUUACAAAGCUGCUCAGGAUAUUGCAAAUGCUGAAUUGGCUCCGACCCACCCGAUCCGACUAGGAUUGGCUCUCAACUUCUCAGUCUUCUACUAUGAGAUCCUCAAUUCUCCUGAUCGCGCCUGCAACCUCGCCAAACAGGCAUUUGAUGAAGCAAUCGCAGAGUUGGAUACCUUGGGCGAGGAAUCCUACAAGGAUAGCACCUUGAUCAUGCAACUUCUCCGUGACAAUCUCACCUUGUGGACCUCCGAUAUGCAGGACGACGGGGCGGACGAAAUCAAGGAGGCAGCAUCUGCGCCCAAAGGUGCCGAGGAGCAGCAGUAGAGCUUUCGCCGGACCUGGGCGAAUACCAGAUGGAUGUGAGAAUGCAAAUGAAGGGUGAACUUCCUCCUCCUCCCCCUAAGCGUUUUUAACUUGGAGAUGGUGUGGCGUGCCUCCCUUUGUUACAUGCAGGUUUUAGGCAAGAAAGAAUUAAUUGUUCCUACUGUCUUGGCUUUGGAUUGUGGAAGGGACCAAGUCGUUCUUUUUCUUUCUUUUUUUCUUCCUUCUCCUUCUCCUUUGAUUUUUAUUUAAAUUUUAGUUGGGUCUUUCUUUACUUUGUCCACCCCUCGAAUGUGCCUCUCUGUUUUCCGAAUUGAUAAUAUUGAAGCUUUUUUUAUUAAUAUAACUAAAUGCCUUGUUUCUAUGUUGUCAUCGCUAAACUAGCUUUGUUGUUGAGGAGUUGUCUUUCUUUUGUCGCUGUUUUGCUGUCAUUAGGCUAACUGUUCGGCUGGGCGAUUGAUUAGUUAGUAUAGUAAGCACCGCGUUGGAUCUGGUUGUGUAGUAUAUUAAGUGCUUGCUGUCAUUAGACUAACACACGAUUUUAUCGUAAAAAGUUCGAUCACCUUUCUUUUUCUUUUCUUCUAUAGGAUUUUGAGAAUUAUUAUCAUUUUGUUAAACAUGAUGUGUUAUUUUGACAAAAUUGAAUCUAUGCUAUUUAUUAGUCUUUUGCCUCCUUAAAUUUACGAGUUGCAACUCCAAAUGUUAAGAGAGUUUUUUCAGCUUCAGAUUAUCUAAACAAGUUUCGGAAUUAAAUAGGCGAUCAGAUUGGAAAUGAUUGUCUAGUAGAAUAUAUUGAAAGAGAUUUGUUGAGCACUGCAGACAGUGAACGUAUUUUAUCAUUUUAUUUCAAAAUAUGAUAACAUUUUGUAGACUUGUGUAUUAACUUGUAUUAAUCAGAUAUUUUUCUACUUCAGAAUUUUUAAUUUAAUUUUUGAAAUUGACACCCCAUAUAAAACUUCUAGUUCCGCCACUGCAUGUACUGGCCGCAAAGGCAUAUGGUUCCUUAUUUAAUAAAUGUCUAAGUUACUGACUCAACCCGACUAUCACAAUAAAACCCCACCUAAGGUGCAAGUAUAAUCCUUAAAUAGGUGCAAUAUAGGGCAAGUAUGUUUAAAUAUCGAUCCGGCCCGGUCCAUGUAACCCUACUUUGACCGUUUGAAACAUUAUCUAGCGGAUUGUUGUUUUGCGAAAAUCUCUACAAUCUACUGUUAAAAAUAAAGACUUGUAAAGAAAAAGGAUUGAAACUCUUGAUGAGAAGUUUCACUCGAGAGUUGUUUCUCCCUAACGAACUACCAUGAACCGUGGGAUCGAAUGAAUCGGUGUGGGACAAGACGAUUGUGAACCGCUAGGAGAGACAACAGUGGUUGAAAACCACCUCUCAAUUGCUAGGCCAAGGAAAGCAUUAACUUCUCCCUCAAACCGGGGUUUGGAGCGGCCAAAGCACAAUUAACCUAAAUGCUCAAUUUGAGUUUAGAGAUUUGCCCUGCAUUAACCUAGUUAGAAAAGGGGAUUUCCCUCUAAGCUAGGUUAGAAUAACACAAUAGAUUGCAA
Messenger RNA from Linum trigynum, 2958 nucleotides. The record is from the annotation of a GenBank genome assembly. Lineage: Eukaryota; Viridiplantae; Streptophyta; Magnoliopsida; Malpighiales; Linaceae.